AUGUCGGAUGCUGGAAAUACAGUGCUGAACAAGGAUGAUAACAUCUCUGCCCUCACGUGCACAGACACUAACACGGAAUUAGACAUUUUCCAAAUACUUGAUCAUAAGAAAGAGGGGGUGGAACCCUCUGCUGUCGUCGCUAGGGACGCUUCCGCCGAGACUACUGCAAUGGAUCUGGAAGACGGCCUGACAGCUCUGGACAAGAUAGUCACUCAGUUCAACACCUAUGAAAAUUACCUCGACUCGCAGAUAACUGACGAGGACUUGUACUACCUAGAGGAUGAAGACCUGGCCCGCCAGCUGGUGGAGCUCGGCGGCCGAGGGACUGGCAAGGUGGUGAAACGGGGAGAUUUUGAAGCAAGGAAGGCAACUAUCAUGGCUAUAAGGAGGGCAGCUAUAGAGGCUGCAAAGCUGGCUGAACGAACUCAGAAAAAGACAUUAACAAGUACUUCUAAAGAACUGCAAGAUAAUUUUCUGAAGGCUCUGGCAGUGAGAGAAGAAGACAAUCGCAAUGGAAAAGUGAGUGUGAGUACAUUUCAUCCAACAACUAAAUGUGUAACUGAAGGCACAAGUUAG
Molecule: messenger RNA, 576 nt
Organism: Phyllostomus hastatus (greater spear-nosed bat)
Lineage: Eukaryota; Metazoa; Chordata; Mammalia; Chiroptera; Phyllostomidae
Gene: CFAP299
Product: cilia and flagella associated protein 299
Exons: 4
Coding region: 1-576 (191 amino acids)
Source: RefSeq, a predicted model, not a curated record